UGAUCAGUGUCGCAGAGGAACGCGAACCGUUGUAUUUUCACGGGGGCCAUACGUGGUCCGUGCUCAAUAUUUUUCGUCCGAUCGCCAAGAUCCGGAGCGCCGUCGCCGAAACUCGCGAUACGUCCCGGUCGUUCCUCGCGCGGCACGUCGUGUCACCGCCGCGCAUCGGAACCGGGCUCGUCGCGAGCGAGCAGCUGGCGCGGAUGAAGAAACGCCACGGGCGAGAUUACGCGACAGCGUAACCACGUUCGACGUGUUCCGUCUCUUUUCGCGAGGCGAGAGACCGUCCCGCAAGUGCGUCUCGCGAGAGCCUCGGGCUCGAUCCUAUCCGGAUAAUCGACGACGCGUCCGAGGAGGCGGUUCCUCGGCGUCGGGGACGUGUUGGCGAGCCCCGAGACAUUCGGACGGACGGAUCUCUCCACGAGGAAAUAAAGGUGGUGUCGCGGGUCGCGGGGGAGGUGACGGGCGGUUCAGAGUGAAUCUUUAUUGAAUGUGAUAUCUUUAUAUCGAAGAAAACAUGCCAAAUACGAUGUCGUCACGUCUCGUCGCAUCCGGCGAUGGAUCUCGAAGGAUCGUGUCGCAAUUCCCUCGUGACCGAGUUUGAGGACCGCGCGCGCUCAGUUUUGUCGCUGUUGCUGCUGUGCUGCCGGACAACGAUCCGUUGCGAAAAGACUCAUCCUCGGACUCGCUCGAAUAUUAUUUAUCUCGGCGGCUAUGGUUGUAGCCAGCAGCGGUGGUUGGGUACAAAAUGCCAGUUCGCCCGCUGGGCAGAACAAUUCCAACCUGAGCCAAAAUAAUACGCAGAACAACAACAAAAUGACUGCCAAAGGUAUUCUGAUCUGUCGAGACAAUUCCCAUCCCUUUCAGGAGCGUACAUUGACCUUGGAGCAACCUGUCAAGAUCGGUCGUUCGGUAGCCAGGGCGAGAGCCGCACCGAAUAACGCGAUCUUCGAUUGCAAAGUAUUGUCCAGGAAUCACGCAUUGCUGUGGUAUUCCUCUGGUAAAUUUUAUCUGCAAGACACAUGCAGCAGCAAUGGUACAUUUGUCAAUAAUCAAAGACUCAGUGCCUCGGGGUUGGAGUCAACACCCAAGGAGGUAUGUUCUGGGGACAUAGUGCAAUUUGGAGUAGACGUUGUGGAAAGUACAAAGAAAGUUACCCAUGGAUGUAUAGUCGCUACCUUAAAAUUAUAUCUGCCGGAUGGAAAGGAGGCUAAGGCUAGUCUCAGCACCUCUGUUAGUUCACCCGCUGGGAAUGUAUCCCUCGAGGAUCUUUAUAAGCUUAAUCAAGUAAUGCAAGAAGCUUCGAGACGAGAGAAAGCUCUCUAUUCUAAAUUGGGCUAUCUGCAACAGCUAGUGGAAAAUACUCGUAAAGCUGCCAAUCAAUCGUGGAAAGCACUCAUCACGGAAGACCGUCUGUUGUCGUGGGUAAUGACCGUUGAGAGUCAAUUGGCGGUUUAUUCUAAGAACUAUACCGAGGACAAGAUCAGAAACGAAUUAGCGAAACUUCAAGAUGAGAAAGCGCAAUAUCAGAAUGCAGCCAAGGAAGCUUUACAGAAGAUACUGCAGGAGAAACUGGAGGUCACUCAGAGAUUGGUGCAAUUAGAGGGACGUCUGAACGAAACGGAGGAGGAGUGUCAAAGUUUACACAAUGUAGCCAAAUAUACUCAAACGGAACUUCAGGAACUCAGCGCAAAAUACGCGGAUACUCAGAAGAAACUCCAAGAGACCACCAACAAACUCAUAGAGAGCGAGGAAAAGAUGAAGGAUAUGCUACUUAUCGCGGAACAGGAAAAACGGGAUCUCGCGAAACGGAUUGAAGAUCAGUCGAGAAUCGAGAAGAAUUUGCGGGCGAGAUUGCGCGAUUCCCGAUUGGAUUCUGUUAAUAUUUACAAGCAGAUUACCGCCUUGAGAAAUUAUACGCAGACUCUGCAGGAUAUGAAUUCAAAGCUCGAAGUGAGCGAGAAUUUCGAUUCGAAGACCGACGAAGAUCCCAUAGAGGCUAUAAAUACUAUUCUCAAUAAAUUGAAUUCCAUUCACGUCGACAACAUCGAGAUAGACAGUGAUAUCAAUCUUUACUUCUCCAAGAGCGAGCAAGAUAAUCAGAUCAAUUCGCCGGAUGCGGAUACGAAACAAUUGAAAUCCGCCAAUUCCGACUUGUCCUUCACCAAAGAUCAGCUGGACGAUCUACAAACGACAAUCGACGAUAGCCUCAAGGAAUACAUCUUGCCACCGCCAUCGUCCAGAAGAACUUUGGUCAACGGAAACUUGGCUAAUCUGGAUUCCAACGGCGACUCGGACACAAACUCGGAAGCGACCGACGACACGUGCAGUAUUACGAACGAUGACACUACGAGCGAAAAGUCUGUUAUAGAGAAUAACAAGGAGGAACUAGACACGAUGGAAGCGGAAUUGAAGCAGAGCAAGCUGGAGGUUCGAUUCGCUAAUAUCGAGAACGAUCAACAGUUUGAGGUGCAUCACGAGCCAACGGAACAAAUUGCCAAAGAUGACAACGACAUCGCGGAGAUGGAGAUGGGAGAAACAGCGGCCGAGGACGUACCGGACAACUCAACCGUUGACGAUACGAUAGACGACAGACGCGAUGAGACGGCGGGGAACGAACCCGUCGCGCCGGGGGACGAGUGCGAGGAGCGCGUAGAAGGGGAUUACAUCAAGACCUUGAAAGCUGUCGUAAAGAACGACGCAGCGAUGCAGCAGGCUUACUCCAGCAGGGACUAUAUGCUGCAAACGUUAAUUGGCUCUUUAGACUCGUUAAGAAGCGAGGACAGCUACGAGGCGCAGCGGACGGUUAAGAGGGAGAUGGAGGAGCUGAAGGACUGGCUGAUCCGCGAGCCGAGCGAGAUCGUCGUCGACAAAUUGCGGGAGCUGUAUUAUCGCGCGAAGAACGACGCGCAGCGUAUGCAGGAGGUCAACGAGGAGCUGGUUAUAGUGAAGGAAAAAUACAACGCGUUCGUCGAGGAGAAAGCGGAGCUGUCGAAAAAAUACAUGUCCCUCAAGGCGCAGUGCGGUGAUUUGUUGAGCACGACUUACACCGUGCCGAUACAUUAUGUGGCGCCUAUCGCGAUCAUGCUCGUGUGGAUGCUGUUGGAGAAAAUAUUCUAAUCUCGCGUCUCUUCCUCUCCGCGCGUCCAAUAUUCUUCUCUCAUAAUUAUGUAUAUACGAUACGACAUAAACGCGUUUCAUCUUUCCUGCUCUCUUUUUCUGUUGUUUUUUUUUUUCUCGUAAUAUUGGACGCGACUGAAAUUUCGCCGAGAGGGCAAUCGGAUUCAGCAUAAGUAUGCGUAAAUUUUAUUUUCGAUGCAAUUUAAUGUUUUUUAUACGAACAAACGCUAAGAAUUGUA
Formica exsecta is the source of this 3359-nucleotide messenger RNA. It is a transcript of the gene Slmap, whose product is annotated as sarcolemmal membrane-associated protein. The coding region runs from base 715 to 3120 and encodes 801 amino acids. The transcript is spliced from 2 exons. The record is from RefSeq and is a predicted model, not a curated record. Gene Ontology annotation, molecular function: protein binding. Lineage: Eukaryota; Metazoa; Arthropoda; Insecta; Hymenoptera; Formicidae.